Myxocyprinus asiaticus (Chinese sucker) is the source of this 11097-nucleotide messenger RNA. Its product is annotated as rab-like protein 6. The record is from RefSeq and is a predicted model, not a curated record. Gene Ontology annotation, molecular function: GTP binding; GTPase activity. Gene Ontology annotation, cellular component: cytosol; nucleus. Lineage: Eukaryota; Metazoa; Chordata; Actinopteri; Cypriniformes; Catostomidae. The transcript is spliced from 16 exons. Bases 685 to 2919 code for a protein of 744 amino acids.
GUAGACAUUUUUGACCCACAUUUGAGUUCCAGGGUUAAUAAAUGAGCUGUUGUUCAUCAUUCUACCGCUAGUGGCGCCUAAGAGCGGCUGUUUCACGAUGCUACCAUUAGAGGCGCCACAGAGCGGUCGUUACAUCAUCCUAUCGCUAGAGGCGCUGCAGCGCAAGCGCGCACCCGACGCGCGCCUCUCUCCUCACGGCAUUCCAUAGCUGUCUGAGAGAGACUGAGAGAUGAGAGAGGGAUGCUACGGAAAUGCUUCCCUCACCACGGAAAAUACGCUGCUAUAAACACCACGGAACAACAGAACGUGACUGAAAUUCCCCAAACGAAGACAAUCAACCAGGUGAUGCCAAAAGACCAGGAUGGAGAGAUAUCAACGUAUACAGAGCCAAAAUGGCACAUUUUAGAAUUGUGAACUGUUGAGGUAGAAGGUCACCAUCAGCAAUCUGGACCUUGCAUUGGAGUUUUUCUUUUUUCUUUUAUUUAUUUAUUUUUUUCCUUCUGGAAAAACCUUCUGGAGCUUAGUAUAUUGCACCACCUUUUGACCCUGCUCUUCCAGACGGUGGUAAACCUGCUGCUGAAGUCAUAUCUCCUAUCAAUAUGUUUGGUUAAGACACUUUAAUGUCUGUAUACCUGGAAAAUCGAUCUUUAGUGUUCUCGGACUGUUGAAGAGCUUUGGAUCAAGAUGUUUACCGCUCUGAAGAAGUUGGUGGGCUCUGAAGCAGGGCAGCUCAGGGACAGAAAUAUUCCCUCUGGCCUGCAAUCCAUGAACCAGAGUCUACAGAGACGAUUCGCCAAGGGCGUGCAAUACAACAUGAAAAUCGUCAUUCGUGGAGACAGGAACACAGGGAAAAGCGCACUUUGGCAUCGACUUCAAGGCAAAAUGUUUCUAGAGGAGUACAUCCCCACCCAGGAGAUACAGGCCACCAGCAUUCACUGGAACUACAAAACAACAGAUGAUGUAGUGAAAGUUGAAGUCUGGGAUGUGGUAGAUAAAGGAAAAGGGAAGAAACGUGGGGAGAAUUUGAAACUGGAAAAUGAACCUCAAGAGUCGGAAGCAGAGCCCGCUCUCGAUGCAGAGUUCCUGGAUGUGUAUAAGAACUGUAACGGCGUGAUUAUGAUGUUUGACAUCACCAAACAGUGGACGUUCAAUUAUAUCCUGAGGGAGUUGCCAAAAGUGCCAACACACAUCCCUGUGUGUGUCCUGGGUAACCAGCGGGAUAUGGGCGAGCAUCGGGUCAUCUUACCCGAUGACAUCAGAGACUUUAUCAACCGUCUGAACAGACCUCCAGGCUCCUCCUACAUCCACUACGCCGAGUCCUCCAUGAAGAACGGCUUUGGUCUCAAAUACCUCCAUCGCUUCUUCAACAUUCCCUUCCUGCAGCUGCAGAGGGAGACUCUGUUACGGCAACUGGAGACGAACCAGCUUGAUAUUGAAGCCACACUAGAGGAGCUCACUGUACAACAGGAGACAGAGGAUCAGAACUAUGACAUAUUUCUUGAGAUGAUGGAAGCACGCAAAGCUUACGGAUCUCCGGCACCCUCUAAUGGCGAGAGCCCGUCGUCAGGCUCCCAGUCUCCUGUGGUGCUGCCUGGUGCGGCGUAUCCCAGUAACCCCAGUCCCAGUACCCCACAGGCUCCCCUCCCUCCCCAGACCCAGUCUGUACCUGCACCCCCUCCAGCUAUACCACACCCUUCUUCCCAGAGCACAGCCGCACAUGUACCCCAGACAUUAUCACAAACUUUGGAGACAUCUGCCCCCACAAUGAUCCCUGCUACUGCCCAACCAGCACCUCCUCCGGCCCAAAAACUAGGGUUCAUCUCACGCCUGUUUAGAUCUUCAACUGCCGACAAUCCAGCAGACAAAACGGAAUCUAUGAGUUCUGAAGCACCGAAGCCUACUGGAAAGGUGCAGAGUGUGGAUGACUUUGUGCCGGAGGUGGGCUUGGACCGGAACUUUCUGGAAGAUGGUGGAAAAGCAGCAGCAUCUGCAGUUAAAUCAAAGAGCAAACUUCCAGCAUCAGCUCUAGACAGUGACAGUGAUGGUGAGGGGCGGGGAAAUCCUCUGGUCUCCGGUUUCCAGGACGAUUUAGAUCCGGAUGACAGAGUGCCUUGUCAGCCUGCCAUUAAAGCGGUGGUCCCAAGCAAGGACAUCACCCUCACGAGUGAUGAAGAGAAGGAAGAUUCACCUGUACCCUCAGCUGCACAGAACAGGGGCAUCAGUGCUGGACUUAACACAAAGGGAUCAUCAGUGAACUCACUCAGACAGCAGCAAACCAAGUUAAAACCAGCCGAGAGACCACAAAGCCUAAAAACUACAGCAGGUCCUGCAGUGCAGCGACAAGGUCAAAAGACAGGGGGCGCUAUUGAGGCACACUCAGAUUCAGACCAUGAAGUUCCAGUCGCUCAGCAGAUGCUUUCAUUUGUUAUGGACGACCCUGACUUUGACAUCGAAGAGCAUGACGUACCCCAGGUCAAGAAGGAUGCUUUUCCAGCACGAGAUCACGUAUCUGACAGGUCAGAUUAUGGUUUUGUGUUAGCUGGACUCCCAGAGCCCCCCAGACCAGUUGCCCCCUCAUUUAACAGUGACAUUGACUUGUUCGGCCUGGGGUUUGAAGAGACUACACCUAAGAACAAAGACAGCAGUGAAGACCAGGAAGAUAAUGAAAGCAGACACUCCACAAAGGACAAGAAAAAGAAGAAAAAGAAAAGCAAAGAGGAGGAUGAGAAAAGCAGCAAGAAACGACACAAACAUAAGAAAAAGGAAAAAGAUGAGUGUGGCAUAGGGGACGAGAAAGAAAAGAAAAAGAAGAAAUCAUCAAGGACCAAGAAAACUGGAACUGUGGACGAUCUGGAGGCUUUCCUUGCAGGUGGAGAGGGACAAGGAAACAGUGAGAGCGGAGACUACGAAGAACUGUAAAACGCCAUCCGACCAAUCAGGGUUUGAUAUCAACACCAACUGUGUGACAUCGCCAGGUCAUUGUCCAAUCCAUUCCACCACGGUUUUGCAGUGCCUAACCUUUUUAUUUCCAACAGUGUUGCUUCAAAUGGUCCUGAGUUUAUUCCGUUAUUAACUGAUACAAACUCGUUCCACAAAGACUUGAAGUUUGACACAUUUUAGCUUUAUUGGUUUUGUAUGUACAUACAUGUUAUUGACAGCUUUUGGUGCAUUUGCGUAUGCUAGAACACACAGUUAAUGGUACAUUUUCAUAUAAAACAGUACAGAUGGGGAAAAAUAAGCAAAACUUUUCAUGCAACUCUGCACACCAAUAUUCCACAUUGGGCCUCAUACUGUACAUGAAGCACGGGAAGGUUGCAUUUGUGCUCAUAAAAUGUUUCUUACAUAAAUUGUCACAUUGAAUGGUUUUUACGAAUGAUUUACACUUCUAUAAUGAAUACAUCAUUUUUAAAAUCAUUAUUACUCAGACUGUCCAAUUUAAUUCAAUGCAAAUUAAGUAAGAAUGGUUUUGACGCUGCAAACAGAAAUUUGUCCAAAUUUGUAAAAUCAUUGUUACUUAAAUUGUCCCAUUUAAUAUUUAUUAGCGUUGCAAAUCAGGAAAUGUUUUGGCAUCAAAUUAUCCAUUACUGUAUUGAUGAAAAUGAUAUAGACAAAUGAUAUUUUACUCACGCAUGUAAAGAUAUGUACAUAACAAUCGUAAAACUUAAAAAAUUAUUGCAUUUAAUAAUUGGCAGCAGUUUAGUAAAUAAUUACUUUAUGAACGAUUUACACAGAAAUUCAUUCUGCUUAUGUUUUAUGAAAGAGACAAUUGUUUGCUUGUAAUUACCACACCUCCACAUGUUUUCAUCCUAUAUUGAUUAGUGAUAGCCAAGUAAUUUUGAUCGCUAUGAAUUAGAUUGGCUCCAGGUUAAGUGGCAGGAACACAACUGAGUUUAAAAGUGGUUGUUGUUUACACAGACAUUUUUUAUAAAUCGCUUGAGAAAAUAUUCUCACAGUCAAUGCAACAAUUUACGCACAAAUGUUUUUUUUUACUUGCACAGAAAUUUGUUUUCCUUGUGUUUCAUUAAUCCUUUGAAAAAUCUUUCUUAUGUAAAAUGUCACUUUCAGUUCAAUCCAACAAUUUACAUAGUUUUUUUUAUGCAGUAAACAGAAAUGUAUUCAAAAUGUAUUCUGUUUCAUAAAUUACUCUUACUUAAAUUGUCCCUUCAAUUCGGUGCAAAAAUGUAUGUAAAUGUGGACAGUUUACACUGAAAUUCGUUCUUAUGUUUCAUGAAACGUUUGAGAAAGCAAUCUUACGUAAAUUUGUUCCAUUCAAUUUAAUGCUCCAGUUUACACAUGUAUUUAUUUAUGAAUGAUGUACACAUAAAUUUGUUCUUUUCAUGUUUCAAUUCCUAAAAUCAUUCCCAUUCAGUUCAGUCCGAUAAUUUACAUAAGAAUGGUUACGAUGUACACAAUUCGCUUCAUUUGUGCUUCAUGAAUGAGUCCCAGUGUCUUCCAGAUGCUUCCAAAUUGCAACAAUUUACGUAAGGAGUUUUUUGGGGGUUUUUUACUGUUAAUUUACACCAAAAAAAAUUUCUGUUUAUGUUUCAUAAGUUGUUUGCAAUUUUGCGUAAAUGCGUAAAAAAGGCUCAAUUUAGGUUUUUUUACAGAAAAUUUUCAAAGAAAUGUUUCAUAAUUCAUUCAAGAAAAUAUUCUCCCAGUCAAUGUAACAAUUUACACACAAAUGUUUGUUUUUUUUACUUGCGCAGAAAUUUGUUCUGCUCAUGUUUCAUUAAUCAUUUGUAAAAUCAUUCUUGUAAAAUCAAUCAUAAAUUGUCACUUUCAGUUCAAUCUAACAAUUUACAUGUUUUGAAUGUUUUUUUAUGCUUUAAACAGACAGUCAUUCAAAAUUCAUUAUGUUUGAGUAAAUGUUUAAGUAAAUGUUAUUUACGGACAGUUUACGCAGAAAUUCAUUGUGCUUAUGUUUCAUUCGAGAAAGCAGUCUUGCUUAAAUUUGUUCCAUUCAAUAUAAUUCCCCAAUACAUGUUUUGUUUUUAUUUUUACAAAUGAUUUACACAUAAAUUUGUUCUGUUUGUGUUUCAUAAACCGAUUCAGUUCAAUCCAACAGUUUACAUAAGAAUGGUUGCGAUGUACACAAUUCGCUCCACUCGUGCUUCAUGAAUGAGGCCCAGUGUCUUAGGAAUGUCUUCCAGAUGCUAUUUUGAACAGUUCCUGAAGCUCUUCAUACUUUAGCCUCUCAAAUGAAUCAUUCUGUUGCAUAAUUCUAUUUAAUAACAUACAGUGCUGUGAAAAAGAUUUCUUCUGCUUUUGUGUGUAUCUCAUACUAAACAGUUUCAAAAAUUCAAACACAAUCUAACAUAAAAAGGCAAUCUGAAACACAAAAUACAGUUUUUAAAUGAUAAUGUUAUUUAUAGAAACAGAAAAGUUAUCCAAUACCAACUGGGCCUGUGUGAAAAAUUAUUUAACUUAGUUACUAAAUCCCCAAAUCUAUGAAACUGCAUUCAUAAUGGGGUUCAGCUGGAGUAGACACACCAAGACCUGAUUACUGCCAGUCCUGUUCAAUCAAAUCAACACCUUAAUAAAACUUUUUCAGCAGCAUGAAGUUUGCUAAAUGGUCUCACCCAGUAGCACACUAUGCCAAGGUUGAAAGAAAUUCCAGAAAUGAUGAGGAAAACGGUGAUUGAAAUACAUCAGUCUGGGAAGGGUUACAAAGAUAUUUCAAAGGCUCUGGGACUCCAAAAAACCACAGUGAGAUCCAUUAUCUCCAAAUGGAGAAAACUUGGCACAGUAGUGAACCUUCCCAGAAGUGGUCAACCUUCCAAAAUUCCUCAAGGGCACAGCGACGACUCAUCCGGGAAGUCACUAAAAAGCCAAGGACAACAUCCAAGGAACUGCAGGCCUCUCUCACAUGAAUUAAGGUCACUGUUCAUGACUCCACUAUCAGAAAGACACUGGACAAAAAUGCCAUCUAUGGAAGAGUGGUGAGGCGAAAACCACUGCUAACCCAGAAGAACAUUAAGACUUGUCUAAAUUUUGCCAAAAUGCACAUUGAUGAUCCUCAAACCUUUUGGGAGAAUAUUCUGUGGACUGAUGAGUCGAAAGUGGAACUGUUUGGAAGACGGGGUCCCACAGAAUACCACAAAAAGAACAUCAUACCUAGAGUGAAGCAUGGUGGUGGUAGUGUGAUGGUGUGAGGAUGCUUUGCUGCUUCAGGGCGACUCGCAAUAAUUGAGGGAAACAUGAAUUCUGCUCUCUACCAGAAAAUCCUAAAGGAGAACGUCCAGUCAUCAGUCCGUGAGUUGAAGCUCAAGUGCAACUGGAUUAUGCAGCAAGACAAUGAUCCAAAGCACAGGAGUAAGUCCACCUCUGAAUGACUCAAAAGAAGCUAAAUUAAAGUUUUGGAGUGGCCUAGUCAAAGUCCUGACUUGAACCCGAUUGAGAUGCUGUGGCAGGACCUUAAACGGGCAGUUCAUGCUCGAAAACCCUCCAAUGUGGCUGAACUAAAGCAGUUCUGCAAAGAAGAGUGGGCCAAAAUUCCCCCACAGCGUUGUGAAAGACUGAUCUCCAGUUAUCAGAAGCGUUUGGUUACAGUUGUUGCUGCUAAAGCUGGCACAACCAGCUAUUAAGUUUAAGGGGGCAGUUAGUUUUUCACAUGGGUAAAUAAAAAAUAUAUGUUUGAAAACUGUAUGUUGUGUUUACUCAGGUUGCCUUUGUUUUAUGUUAUAUCUCGUUUGAAGAUCUAAAACAAUUUAGUAUGAAGAAUACACAAAAAUAGAAGAAAUCAGGAUGGGGUCAAAUAUUUUUUCACAGUACUGUAAGCUUCUUAUGCUGCCAUCAGUUCCCUUCUAUUUAUGCCUUAAAUUGUUCAACACUUAACAAAACGAAAGCCUUCAUGAAACAGUUGCCUGUUGAGUAAUAGCUCUAACAUACUGCUAAUAUUUUCAGAGUUAAUGAUAGCUGGAUAGACACUACACCACAGCGAUCGCAAUCAAAAUUUAUGAAAAGAAGCCAACAAGCAGUGUUGGUCAUAUUGUCUUUUUGACAAUUUGUAAUUAUGCAGUUAGUAAACUGGUAUUAUUAAUGACUAAACAUAGUUUUUUAUUUAAAAAUUGUACAGUUUCAUUAUCAUAGUUUCUGAUUCCAGACAGCAUUCCCAAAAUUUUGUUCUGGUGUCGAGAAAACAAAACAUCAUGUUCUUUCCCCCCUUCCUCACAUUGUCUAUUUGCCAAGUCUUUUCUGGUUAAUAUAUAUGUUUCUUUUGCUGUAGAUUAAUGGCUUGUGUGCUUUAAAAUUGAUGGUAGUUGUGUUGUAGAUCUAGUGUUUAUAUAUGGAUCGUCAGAUUAUUCUCAAUAACUCCUUCAUGAUGACAGGUAAUUUACAAACUAAACAUGGAAGUUAUCUAAAAUUAUCUCUCUUUUUUUUCUGUUUACUGUUACUGUUAUUUCUGUUAUUGUUUUCAACUCACAGCCACGUCCGUAAAUUUGUAAAAUUCUUAAGCAUAUAAUAGUGCAAUUAUUGUCAUAUUUUGAAUGCAUACAUUUCUACUAUUUAAUAUUUUCGGUGCAAAUUGAAGAAUGUUUUAGACUCAAAUUAUCAAUUAAAGUAUUGAUGAAUGAAAAAUAUAAAGACAAAUUAUUGUUAACUCAUAAUGGGCCUCAUUCAUGUAAGUCAUUUAUAAAAUCAAUGGGGGGGGAAAAAAGUUUGUAAAACUAUUCCUUAAUCAAUUAUUCCAAUUAAUUUAGUGUGACAUGUUUGGUAAAGAACUGUUUAAAUUAUAACAAAAAAUGUAUUGCUAUGAAUUAGAAUGUAGUGGAAUUUAGCGGAGGGAAAUUAGUUUCUGAAAUAGUUUUGCGUUCCCUCACAAUACCUUUAACAACAAAAACAAAAAAAAAAAAAAAAAAUAACCAUGGUUUUACUACAGUAAGCAUAGUUUAACUAUGAAAUUUGUAGUAAAACCAUAACCAUAAUAUGUACCAAGGUUUUACUAUAUUUGUAACCAUAUUUUUCCCAUGAUAUAGUAAUAAUAAUAAUAAUAAUAAAAAAAAGCAAAUAAAAAUAAUAAUAAUUUUGCCGAAAAACAUUUGACUGUUUUACUGUAGUAACUCCAUGGUUAAGUUGUGGUGCAUGUACCAUGGUUUAAAAAAAAUGGAUACAUUGUUACUGCAGGUUUACUAUAGUGAAACCAUGGUUAAUUUUCAUAAGGGCAUGUUUUUUGGUGGAAACCAGAAAUUAACCAUGGUGUUAGUGUAGCACAACUUUAGUAACUAUGCUGUUUUUGGCAGAAUGAUUAGGGGUUUCAUUACCAUAGUCCAUUACCAUUUUUUCGGUAUUAUUACUAUAGAUUGAAAGUUUCCUAUAGAGAAAGACUCCUUUUUGAUGUUACUAUAAGGUGAUCCGUUCACCUUGGCAUCAUGGACAGCAUUUGAACUCUUGUGGAUUUGACCCAAAGAGGCAACUGCAGUGUUGACAGCAGAAUGUUUCUAUCGGUUAUCCCAGAACACGGAGAAUUUGUGGUUUCAAAGAUGGAACUUAAGCAUGAAUAUGUUGGACUACUAAGGAACAAAGAUCAUUCAGCCCAACCUGAACUGCAGUAACUGACCGUUAACUAACUAACAGUACCUUUAAAGACAGAUUGCUGCAAAUUCCUGUCUUUUCCGACCAUCAUCUGUGUCUAAGGUUGUUGCAAAUCGAGCAUGCUGUCGGCUACACACAUGCCGCUAAGCUCAUGUGAUGCAUCACGCUGUCACCAUGGAAGCCACACGCCCGGGAGAAUUGACUCUACGUACACUCUCACUGUGAUAAAUAGUCUCGCUUUCCUGGAUUUAUGAGUACACUGUUGACUACUCUCACCCCAAACCAGCAAAAAGGGCACAAGUGUGCAUCUCCUUUUUUACUCUGCCUCAAGUAUGAUUGCCUCCUAAAGACCCUUGAUUUAUUGAUUUUUUUCGGUUUGGCAUGCAUUUUUUCGCUGAACAAGAAAAGGUUAGAAGAAAUGAAUGUAUUGAUGAUGAAUUAGUUCUGGCUGGUUGUUGGACUCUGCAUGCAACAUACUUCCAUCUCAGCAUUUUGGACCUCAUUGGAUUUCCUGGAAAUGUGUUUUGAAUGUGUGGAAAUGCUAGUUACAUCGGUUUUAUUUUAUUCAUCCAGCUGCAUAUACUUUCCAAAGCCUUCGUGUUUAUUUGGCCAUUAAUGGUUGUAUACAGCAUGCUUAUUUAUUUUUGUUACCCCAUUUCACUACCCUCAGUGUUCGUAUUUGAUUUGUGUGUUUCAGUUGUGUAAUAAAUGCAAAAGACAUUUAACAAGAUUUGAAGUGUCAGACUGCUUUUGACUAUUUGUUUGUCUCUUGUAAUGAUGAUUUGUGUUCGUGAAAAUAUAUAAUGAAAGUUUUGGCUUCACAGUUUUGGUGUGAUUUUAGUUAGAGUGCUUACAAGGCAGCAAUGUAUUGGAUUUUGUGUACUUUUUUGUUGUUUUUAAUUGUCCUCAAUUUGGAAAACAAUUUUCUUAAGUUUAAUGUCGUCUGUACCACUAAACGUACCGACUCAUUACAUUUACAUUUACAUUUAUUCAUUUGGCAGAUGCUUUUAUCCAAAGCGACUUACAAAAGAGGAACACAUAUGCGAAUCAUCUUAAGGAGACAGUGGUACGAAAAAGUGCCAUAUUACAAAGUUUCACUAGCAUCACAAUAGUAUUCAAAACAGAUUAAAGCGCACAGAUAAGUGCUCAUGGAAAAGAUGUGUUUUCUCAGCUUCACGGAUGGAGUUGGGAAGGUCGUUCCACCAACAUGGUAUGAUGAAGCUGAAAGUCCGGGAAAGUGUUUUGGUGCCUCUUUGUGUUGGUACAACAAGGCGCCGCUCAUUAGCCGACCGCAGGUUUCUAGUGGGCGCGUAGCUCUGCAGAAAUGAUUUUAGGUAUGCUGGAGCAGACCCAGUGACUGUUCUGUAUGCCAGCAUCAGAGCCUUGAAUUUGAUACGUGCAUCAACCGGCAACCAGUGGAGAGAGACAAGGAGUGGUGUGACGUGCUCUCUUUGGUUCAUAAAAGACCAGACAUGCUGCUGCAUUCUGGAUCAUUUGCAGGGGUCUAAUUGCACAUGCAGGGAGGCCUGUAAUGAGAGCGUUACAGUAGUCCAGUCUAGUUAUGACAAGUGACUGGACAAGAAGUUGUGUGGCAUGUUCAGAGAGGAAGGGUCUUAUCUUCCUGAUAUUGUAGAGUGCAAAUCUACAUGAUCUUGCGGUCUUUGAGAUAUGUUCUGUGAAAUUUAGUCUGUUAUCAAUGAUUACCCCUAGAUGUCUGACUGUUCUGACUCCAUUCAAAUUUCUGUUGAUAAUUUUUUGGCUUUUGUACACCUUAUGGGUAAAAUAAUGUCCAGGUCAUAUUUCACCCCAAAAUCAAUCGUUUCCGUCAGUCAUUUUUUUUAUGGUGUUAUUCAACAACCACUUGCUUGAUCUACACAUAAUAGGUGUUGUUUUAAAGCUUAGACUCUUAUAUUUACAAUUAAUAAAGCUGAACUGACCAAUUCUAAAAUAUUGCUUGUAAAUUUGCUGAUAAAUUAGAACUGUUCCUUUUUAGAAUUCACAUACAGUAUUUGCGAUCACAACGAUCAUAUUUAGAACCAUCAAAAAGAUCACGCAGCCAUGUGUUAUAUAUCUUUGGAAAGGUCUUGAUUUGUAGAAUAUAAUUACCAAAUUUAUUUAACUCCAAGACCAAACUAUAGUGAGUACUAAUGUGUUUAAUCCACAUGUAUAAUAACAGAUAAACAGAAUUAUCGUAACAUUUUGGUUUGUUACUUCAUGAAAAAUAAACAUGAUAUAGGAAAUGGCAUAUCACAACUUACAACAAACGCUUCUAAAUCAAACAAGCCCAAAUUCAACGUAAUAAGAUGUGUAGAUACUGAAAUAUUUGAUAAAGAGUGUCAUGACGGCUACGGUGGGUAUCGCUAAUGGCGUCUCUUUACAUGAUCUUUCACAUCAUAGAUGUUUCAGAUCAUUCUCAUUGGAUCUCUAGAGAGUUAUAUUCUGUAUUUGGAAACAGGCAGAUCCCCACGUGGGUCAGCAGAGCUAGAGCGUUUAUACAUAGACUGCGCACAAGAGGGCGUUCAACGCACAUUUCUCGGAGUGAUGGAACAUGAACCCAAUGUGAUC